Zeugodacus cucurbitae (melon fly) is the source of this 892-nucleotide messenger RNA. Its product is annotated as troponin C. The transcript is spliced from 4 exons. Bases 157 to 615 code for a protein of 152 amino acids. The record is from RefSeq and is a predicted model, not a curated record. Gene Ontology annotation, molecular function: calcium ion binding; enzyme regulator activity. Lineage: Eukaryota; Metazoa; Arthropoda; Insecta; Diptera; Tephritidae.
AAUUUGAAAAUAGGUGAAAAAAACAAGAAAAAUAAUGUAAGCAAAUAAAAUUUGGAAAAUUGAAAAGCGUGAAAAUGUAAGACCGCGUUUGUCGUUGCAAUCAUUCUGUUUUUGAAUUUGGUCCGCAUUGCAACACAGAAUUUCUAGCUAGACAUCAUGGAUGAGGAUCUGACUCCCGAGCAAAUCGCCGUGUUGCAAAAGGCCUUCAACAGUUUCGAUCACCAAAAAUGCGGCAGCAUCUCAACUGAAAUGGUCGCUGAUAUUCUGCGUCUUAUGGGUCAGCCCUUCGACAAGAAGAUCUUGGAAGAACUCAUCGAUGAAGUCGAUGAAGACAAGUCUGGUCGCUUGGAAUUCGAGGAAUUCGUUCAACUCGCCGCCAAAUUCAUUGUUGAGGAGGAUGAUGAAGCCAUGCAAAAGGAGUUGCGUGAAGCCUUCCGUCUUUAUGAUAAACAAGGCAAUGGCUACAUUCCCACCUCUUGCUUGCGUGAAAUCUUGCGCGAAUUGGACGAUCAACUGACCAAUGAGGAGUUGGACAUCAUGAUUGAGGAAAUCGAUUCUGAUGGCUCCGGCACCGUCGAUUUCGAUGAAUUCAUGGAAAUGAUGACUGGCGAAUAAAUAUUUAUUUUAAUAUUUAAAUACUAGAAAGUUUUUCACUAAAAUUUUUGUAUAUACACACCUUAAUACAAUUAUAGCAAAUUAAUACACUCACACACAAAUGUACACAUGUAAAUAUCAGAACAUCGAAUGGCGGAAUAUCAACACCGUUAUGACAAUCACGUCAGAAAACAGAUAUGUACCAAAGUAUAAACAUACAUACAUACACCAUCCUAUUGUAUAAUGUCAAAUAACUUUGCCAAAUAAAUCCGUUUUAUUUUUUUUUUUGUAAAAAAAA